AUGCGCGACUUGGUUGCGGAUGUGGAGCAUUUGCAGCGGCUCAAGACUCUAACCAUCCAGCGCUGCAGGGAUAUCACGUCUCUGCCCGUGUCUCUUCCCCGCCUGCCUGCGCUGACCGAACUCAACCUUGAGAUGGGACAACUUUCAGCGCUGCCCGAAGAUUUCGGGCAGUUGUCAGUGCUCCGGUCACUCGUGCUGGACAUGAUGAGCCUCACAGCCUUACCCGAUUCCAUCGCCCUGAUUACCACUCUUCAAAAGCUUUCUCUGAAUAAUUUUUGGCAUCUGACGAUUCUGCCCCAGGAGUUUGGCCAGCUGGUUUCUUUGGAAAAGUUGACCCUGAGAGGCCUUCACGAGCUCACACAGCUGCCUGAAACAUUUGGGCAGUUGACAGCUCUCCGGGAGCUAACACUACUGGACUGUAAGCAGCUGAAGCAGCUCCCGGACGCCCUAUCCCAGCUGUCGUCACUCGAAGACCUCCAUGUCUACUCUUGCCCGCUCCUCACGGGGCUGCCGGUCGAGAUGGGAAAGGGCAUGCACUCCUUGCGCCAUGUACAUCUAUCGGACACGGCACUCACCCGCCUCCCUCCAUCCUUCUCCGAGCUCACGUCUCUCGAAACGCUCACGAUUCGAAACGCGAAGCACUUCAGAGGCGCGCUGCUAGACGGCUUUGGGUGCUUGAAGAGCCUCAAGGAGCUGUCGCUCGACACCCUGCCACGCCUGUCCGCCCUUCCGGCUUCCUUCUCAGGCAUUGAUUCUCUCAUCCGACUGCAAGUCGGCAACUGCCCUAAUGUAACGGUCCUGCCAGAGGAAAUCGAACGGCUGAGGGCGCUCGAGGAGGUCAGGAUCUUUGGAAUGGGCGCUCUGAUGUUUCUCCCUUCGUCGCUUCUUGAGCUGCCCUGUCUUCGAUCGCUGAAAGUGCGGGCGUGCGGUGCGCUAAGGGCGGUUCUAGGGGAUGAGGAGGUGUACAUACGUACUGCCAAAGGCUUUAUGAUCACCACCGGCAGCACGAGCAGCAGCCUCGCAUUGCUUCCUUCCCUUGAGAGCUUCAAGAUGAAGGUUCUCAGUGUUGAGACCUUUGGUCCAUCCCUCGGUCGCAUGUCCGCUUUGACGCAGCUGAAGCUGGUUCAACUCAAUGCAAUGCAGCAGCUGCCCAAGUCUAUCGGGCAGCUGAAGAUGCUCGAGACGCUGGAGAUUAGCGACUGCUUCAAGCUGACGCAGCUUCCAGAGUCAUUUGUGAAUCUAUCCAAGCUGCAAUCCUGCUCUCUUGUCAAGGUUGGAAUCUCAGUCAUUCCAGCUGACAUCUGCAAGCUUUCUUCCCUUGAGAAGUUGCAGAUCAUGGGACUGACGCAGCUGCAGAGCUUGCCAAAUUCCAUUACUCGGCUGCCUAAGCUUGCGGAGCUGGAGGUGCACGCAUGCAAGAAUAUGUAA
Messenger RNA from Closterium sp. NIES-65, 1428 nucleotides. The record is from the annotation of a GenBank genome assembly. NCBI's taxonomy places the organism in Eukaryota, Viridiplantae, Streptophyta, Zygnematophyceae, Desmidiales, Closteriaceae.